Messenger RNA from Aspergillus melleus, 1581 nucleotides. It is a transcript of the gene cox10, whose product is annotated as protoheme IX farnesyltransferase. The coding region runs from base 1 to 1581 and encodes 526 amino acids. Gene Ontology annotation, molecular function: protoheme IX farnesyltransferase activity. Gene Ontology annotation, biological process: heme biosynthetic process. The record is from RefSeq and is a predicted model, not a curated record. NCBI's taxonomy places the organism in Eukaryota, Fungi, Ascomycota, Eurotiomycetes, Eurotiales, Aspergillaceae. Gene Ontology annotation, cellular component: mitochondrial membrane; mitochondrion. The transcript has a single exon.
AUGAUCCUCCUCCGCCCGUCUCUGCGGAGGCUGGCUCCGUCUCGGGACCCGUCUCUCGUGUGCUCCCAAUGCCUUUGGCGUGUCAAUCGCUCUCCUCCGCCCUCCGCGGUCCGCAGCUUCAUCUCGUUCUCGCGAUUACAAUCGAGCAUUGCCGAUAACCCCUCCGCUCCUUCGAGUUCGAAUAAGUCAUAUUUCUCGCCUAAUAAAGGAGUCGAUGGCCCUGUGAACAAGAAUGACUUUUUCUCGUCCUUGCGCUCCGUCAAUCCCUCCGCCCAAGCGAAACCCGCCGACUUAUCGUCAUCAUCGAAGAAUGAGACUGACGCCGGUCCCAUUGCUUCCGAAUCGAAUCAAACAGAGUUACCUCAUCGCCGGAGGAAGCGCCUAAAGGAGGAGACUGAUCAUUUUAAUGGAGCUGCAACUGCGCUCCCACCGGAUGCCUCUGCGCAAUUGUCGACUUUGUCGUCCGCUCUCCCCGCGACGUCCCUCCGCCGCAAAAUGGCCGCGUUUUUUGCCCUCUGCAAGCCUCGCCUCUCCUUCCUGAUCGUCUUGACAACAACAUCGGCCUACGGGAUGUAUCCGAUCUCCUCUCUCCUCACUCUCGAUCCGGCCAUGACCCCUCUUCCUACUCUCUCGACAUCUACUCUGACCUUCCUCUAUCUGACGACCGGCACGUUUCUAUCAUGCUGCAGUGCCAACACCUUGAACAUGAUACUGGAGCCCAAGUACGAUGCGCUCAUGACCCGGACACGAAACAGACCGUUGGUACGGGGUCUUGUCUCCCGUGGCGGGGCGAUCCUGUUUGCGAUUGCAACAGCCGCUUCGGGUCUCGGCCUGCUAUACUUCGGAACCAACCCUACGGUUACGGCGCUUUCAGCUGCUAACAUCUGCUUGUACGCAUUUGCGUACACUCCACUGAAACGCAUCCAUGUCGUCAAUACCUGGGUGGGUGCCAUUGUCGGAGGUAUCCCCCCGCUGAUGGGUUGGGUGGCCGCGGCCGGUCAGACCGCAACCACGGGCCAUGACACAUGGCACGACAUGCUCUUCAGUGAGAACAGCAUCGGCGGCUGGCUCCUUGGAGGGAUUCUGUUCGCAUGGCAGUUUCCUCAUUUCAACGCGCUUUCGCACCUCAUCCGGGAUGAUUACCGAAAUGCCGGAUACAAGAUGCUUUGCUGGGUUAACCCCGCGAUGAAUGCCCGUGUCGCCCUGCGCUACUCGGUCCUCAUGUUUCCCAUCUCUAUCGGUCUUUGGUGGGUUGGCGUCGUGGGCCACGGGUUCCUGGUCGGCAGUACCGUCGCAAAUGGCUGGCUUGUCAAGGAGGCGUAUCGUUUUUGGCAACACCAGGGUGCCCACGGCUCGGCUCGUGGCCUAUUUUGGGCCAGCAUCUGGCAAAUGCCUAUUCUCCUGGUAGGCGGCCUCGUGACGAAGAAGGGUCUCUGGGAUGGCGUUUGGAAGAGCGUAUUUGGUUCGUCGGAAGAAGACGACGACGAUUAUGUUUAUUACGACGAGGAAGAGGGCGAGGAGAACUUGAACCAGAGCUCCUCUUCGACGGAAGUUGCCCGUCCGAGCUCCCCGACAGCGUGA